This is a messenger RNA of Trichobilharzia regenti, 4416 nucleotides long. The record is from the annotation of a GenBank genome assembly. Lineage: Eukaryota; Metazoa; Platyhelminthes; Trematoda; Strigeidida; Schistosomatidae.
AUGUAUUCGGUGCACUUCAUCCCGAAAUGGUUGACACUCUCACAUCUAAUUUGGAUUAUUACAACUUUUCUAUCUCAUGAUUUCACAGUUGAAGCUUAUUCAACAUUUACUCCUAUUAAAGGUAGUAACGGUUACCUUGAUAUCUUGAAUACCGGUGGAGUAGUUGGUGGCAGCAGUAGUAACUUCGAUGCUUCUACAACACCCCAAUACAAUCUACGUUAUGCCAUCACAGAAAAUCAACCAAUCAAAUUUAAAAUUGGCAAAAUUAAUGAAGAUUUACUACAGACACCAGAGAUACGAUCCACACGUCUCUUCACUAUGCUUCAACCCUUGAAACAUGCCAGUUUAUACUAUCGAUUAAGAGAACCAUCGAAUUACUUUGAUUUAAACGAGACAACCAGUAUACUAUUCACAAAGAAAUUAAUUGAUUUAGAAGAAUUGUGCCCAAGAUAUUGUAAAGAGAAUACAUUUCAUGCUCAGUUGAAUAUUCAUGUGAAUAUAUGGGCUAACUAUCAAUUAAUCUGUGUUGUAAACGCGGAGAUUACAGUCACUGACAUUGAUGAUAAUCUGCCAACAUUCCCAUCGACUGUAUCAAGACCUUAUACACUAAGAUUAAAAGAAGUUAUCUAUCGUGCUGGUAAACAUGUGGAACUACCAAAGGCAAUUGAUAAAGAUAUACAACCAAAUCAUGCAGAAAUUGCCUAUCGACUUGAUUCACAUCCUGAAGAUAGAUUCAAUUCCCUGGAGGCAUUUCGUUUAGUUGUACGGAAUGAUUCACGUCUUGUCCUAGUCUUACAAAAAGAUCUAGAUUAUGAAUCGGUUAAAGAGUAUCGUUUCUAUCUGGUUUGUUCUUCACCGUAUAUCAAUGCAGAGCAUAACUCGGAUUUAUCAACAACAGAAGAUCGAUUAGAAACUAUUAUUGAAGUACUUAAUAUUAAUGAUAUUGAACCAACAUUUUCACAAGCUGUUUAUGAAGUGAAAGUUGAAGAAAAUGUUCCUGUGAAUUCAACUGUUUAUGAGCUAAAAGCAACUGAUAAGGAUGUUAAUUCUACAAUUACUUAUACUAUGGAAAAUGGUGUUGAUUUAAAUGCUACAAUGAAAUUUUUAAUUGAAUCAAAUGGUAAAGUCAUAGUACAAGAACAAUUGGAUUAUGAAGAGUGUAAUUCAUACAGUUUUACAGUACGUGCAAGUGAUGGAGAGUUUUUUGCUUUAGCAAAACUUAUUGUCAUUAUUGUGGAUGUGAAUGAUGAACCUCCAGAGUAUGUGUUAAAUCCUAACCCUCUGGUUAUUAUGGAGAAUAAACCUGCAAGAACAUUGAUUGGACAUCUUCUGGUGAUUGAUCAUGAUAGUCCUGAAGUCAAUGGUCAAGUCCAAUGUGAAGAGCCGCCUGAUCUACGUAGAAAACAACCUAUCCUUUUUGUUCAGGAUUCAAUUUACCUAAAUCAGCGUUCAAUGUCUGCAUCCCCGUCAUCUGCAUUACAAGAAACAUCUCAUACUGACACUGACUACUUACCAGUAAAUCCAUCUAUAUCAUCUAGUUCAGAAACCCAUGUCUAUCAGCGUUUUACGCUAUACAGCCGAAAUGAGUUUGAUCGUGAAAAUGGACCAGAAACAUAUGAAGCAAUUAUACAUUGUUGGGAUGGUGUUACUACAGCGUCAUUUUCUUCGGGGCCACAAAAUUCAUUUAUGCAUAUGGAGCCAUACUUAUCAGCGAACUAUUCCGUAUCGUCUUUAAGGAAGCCGCCAAGCCUAACAGCUACAAUGACAAUCACUUUACAAAUACUAGAUGCAAAUGAUAAUGAACCAGACUUUGAAAAACAAUUCUACAAAAGUGAAGUUAAAGAAAAUUCACGGAUAGGCACUAAAAUCAUGAGGAUGCAUGCAACAGACAAAGACAUUGGAGUUAAUGCUCAAAUUUAUUACACUUUGGAGAAGAAUGAAAUGACUACACCUUAUUUCAAAAUAGAUCCAGUCACUGGUUGGAUUACAAAUUCAGCGGAACUGGAUCGUGAAGUACAAGCAACAUUUCAACUGACAGUGUUAGCCACCGACGGUGGUUUCGAUAGUGGUUUAGACAGUCGAGUACUAAGGCCACCUGGCAGUACAAUAAUUCAUCAUACAGCAACUACACAACUGCUCAUACAACUAUUGGAUGAAAAUGACAAUACACCAGAAUUUCGUGGUCCACGACAAUUUGCUGUUGAAGAAAAUCAACAACCAAAUAAAUGGAUUGGUGAUAUACAAGUGUUGGACAGAGAUGAAGGAGUCAAUAGUGCAGUGACAUUUCGAUUAUUAACUGGUAAACUAUUAAAAAGUAGUCAUAGUAGUAAUGAUAAUAACAAUAAUAAUAACAACAGUGGCAGUAAAGAGGACGUCAAGAAAGUUAAUCAGAAUGUAGCUGCAUUAGAAGAUGGUAGUUUGCCCAUUAAAUUACUGAAUAAUGGAAGUUUAUAUACAACUAAAUCGUUGGAUAGAGAGUAUAAGUCGCAUUACUGUUUCGAAGUUGUUGUCUCUGACAAAGGUUUGGAAAAAUCACAUUCCACUGUGGAUACAAUAUGCGUACGUGUGUUGGAUAUGAAUGACAAUAAGCCAUACUUUGUUGAAAUUAAAGGCGCCAAUCAAUUUAACAAUGAAACAUUAUUGUUAAAUGGUUCAGUAUCUGAAACAUUGAGUCACACUGUCCAGUCGAAUUCAUUAAAACAAAAUUAUCUAUUGAAAAAUACUUCAAAAUAUCCAGUUGUACAUAUCUCGUAUAAUGAAGUACCCGGUUAUUGUGCAAUGGUAGCUAAAGCACUAGAUGACGACGAAGGCAGAAAUGCACAAUUGAGAUAUGGUAUUUCACGAAAAUAUUUACAUAAAACUCAAAGAGGACGAGGAGAGAAAGAGGAUAAAACUGCCAAUAUUCUUGACGCCUUCACAAUGGAUCCACCAAGUGGACGUGUUAUGCUGACUAGAAAUUUAAAUGUCAAUGAACUUGGCUUAUAUGAAUUAGUGUUAACUGUGGAAGACAGCGGGGAACAGAUUCAAAGAGCAGAAAAGACUAUUCAACUGCUGGUUGAAGAUACUCCACCACGUGGAAAUUGGUUAUUCCCUGAAAUUGAACAAAGCCAUGAUCUCUCCUCAUUAUUCAGUACAAAAUAUGCUAUCACAGAGACGCAUACAAUCCUUGUAGUGAUUAUCCUGUCUGGUAUAUCAGCGUUUUUAGCCUCUGUACUGAUAAGUGCUAUUUUAUGCAUGAUUAAACCAUGCAAAAAAUCGAAUAGUGUUAACCGAUUGAACAAGAAUUCAUGUACAAAGAAAUGUAUUAUUAACAGUAACGAGAAUAAUGGUAUCAUAUCAUUUAAUAAAGAUUACAACGCAUCAAUGUGUGGGGAUUAUGAUUUGAAUAAAAUGCCUAUGGAUCAGAGUAAUAUGCUGUCGUAUGAUGAUUAUAACUUGAAUUUGUUAAGUCAUCAUCAUCAUCAUCACAACAUCACCAUGAUCAACAAUUCCAGUCAAGUAGUUUCACAACAGAAAAUGAUGUAUCAUCAUCAUCAUCAUCCUGAUAGUAUAGUCAUCUCUGGUGAUAGUACUACACUAUCUGGUAUAGAUAAUUAUUAUUUACCACCUUAUAAAUUACCCGGUAUUGAUAAUUACAUUGGGAAUAGUACUAAUACCAGCAACAAUGUGACAACAACAACAACAACGCCAACGGCAACAGCUGCCAACAUUCCAACAGCGUGUAUAAAUCGUAUGGAUGGUGGAAAACAAGAAGAAGAAGAAGAAGAAAAAUUACAUUUGAUGAAAAGAACUACAUCCCCGUGUGUACAAAGAACCUCACCACCAGUCAGUUUACUACAAUACACAACUCAACAACCGAAAUGGAGUUAUCUUCAAUUUCAGUUUCCUUAUAAUGAUCGUCAACAGAUUAUGCCAAAUAUUUCUUGUAAUAUGUCACCAAGAUGUUCUACAUAUUCACCACAACAUAUAAACACCUAUAAUCCAGUAUCACAAACCUCCAGACAGUCGGUUAUUUCACCUUCAUUAGUAUCUACACAAAAUUGUACUGCUGUCGCUAGUGCUUCUGCUGCUGCCGCCGCCGCCGGACCAGACCUUCUUCUUUUCCACUGUCCAAGAAGUUCACCUCUUUCUUCAGUAUAUUGUUAUCAUUCACAGAAGAAAACAAAUUCAGUGUCUCCUAAUCAUCAUUUGUCUAAUGUGUCCACAGUAUAUGACUUAGGACUGAACAGUCCUAUUCAUUCUAAUCUUAUGCAACAUAAUAACAAUCCUAUCAGUAUUGACUGUACUGUCAAAGACUCUCCACAUUCCGUACAAAUUAUUGGUGAAGAGCAGAGAUCAGAUAGUGGUCGAGGUGCUAGUGAUGAAGAGAAUUCUAAUCAAGUUCAGAUGAAUAAUAAUACAACAGUGUCCCAGUGA